AUGGAAAUAGCAGCUGCUGCUUGGCCCCAUAGCUGGCCCCGACAAGAGCCCCUUGAGGGGUCCCAGGGGACCCCCAGUUGCUCUUGGGGGCCCCCCAAAAAGGGCCCACGGGGGCCCCCCAGGGCCCCACCAAGGGGGCCCAGGGGGGCCCCCGCUGCCCUUAUUUGCAAGCCGCGGGGCUCAGCUCUGGGCCUAAGCAGCUGCCUCAGUCUCCAGGGCCUUUUCUUUUCACCCAUUUCUUUGGGGCUUUCCACUGCAUGCAGUCAACUCCAGCCAAUAUAUGACAAGUGCCACGGGGCCCCCAUGAGCUCUGAGGAGCCACAAGAGACCUUAGGGGCCCCCACGAGACCCGAGGAGCCCUCAGGCCGCUCUGAAGAGCCUCAAGAGCUUCCAGUGAACCCCAGGGGCCCCCCAGCAGCUUGGAGGGGCCCCCAGGGGCCCUCAGGAGCUUUGAAGGGCCCCCUUGGGCUUUGGGGGGCCUCCAAGGGCCCCGAGAGAGGCCUAGUGACCUUGGAGGCCCCCCCAGGUUCUAUAAAGAGCCCUAGAGAGUCAUAG
This is a messenger RNA of Eimeria necatrix, 555 nucleotides long. RefSeq lists its product as hypothetical. NCBI's taxonomy places the organism in Eukaryota, Apicomplexa, Conoidasida, Eucoccidiorida, Eimeriidae. The record is from RefSeq and is a predicted model, not a curated record.